Molecule: messenger RNA, 3795 nt
Organism: Brassica rapa (field mustard)
Lineage: Eukaryota; Viridiplantae; Streptophyta; Magnoliopsida; Brassicales; Brassicaceae
Product: ATP-dependent DNA helicase Q-like 1
Biological process (GO): double-strand break repair via homologous recombination
Cellular component (GO): nucleus; cytoplasm; chromosome
Molecular function (GO): 3'-5' DNA helicase activity; ATP binding; four-way junction helicase activity
Source: RefSeq, a predicted model, not a curated record
AUCUAGCAUUAGUCAGUAUAACACAUUUUAAACUUGACUCAAAUAGUAUAGCGAUUUUAAAAAAAAAACUCUAAAACACAAAGUGCAUUUCUAUCUAAGCUAAUCAAAUCUGAUAAGACCUAAAAAAAAAACAAUGUGAGUUUUUUUGGCAACAAAUGACAUUGUCAGUCCCAGUUAAAGUAUCUUUAACAUAAUUUGCUCAUAUCAUUUAUAAUUGUUUGGACACAAAGAAAAGUUAAUCCACGUUGAUUCUUAAAAUAAAAAAAGAAUGCAAAAUAUAUCAUUCGAAAAUGGAAGUAUAAAUAGUACAGUGCGUAAAAUAUUCACUUGGUUAAUAAGUUUCACUCUUAAAUAAGACUGAUGGAAUGGUUUCUGUCCAAAUAUAUUUCCAUGCAAAUAGGGAAUGCAUUGUGAUUGUUUGUCUACAAUAGUCUUGGAAACUAUUUAUUUUUCGACAAGUAAUAUGUAGGAUUCAGCCUAGUGGAAAUCAAAGAUGGUUGUUGCUCUCAUAUACCUAUGCACUAAUUAUAUACCCACAAAAUCCAAAAAAAAAAACAACUUGUUCCUCUUGUAUAAAUGUACACUAAUUUAUUUUUCUCCAAAUAUUAAUCUUAUAAAGCAAUACAUUUGUGUUUGGUUAAACAAGAGACUAGACAAAACUAAAGAUGAGAAAGAUUUGACUCUAUAGUAGUGGAUAUCCUUUAAGAAUCAAGUGGGCACAGAAGCUAUGAAUGGGACCAAAUGACCUCUAUAAAUGUAGGCAGAUAUCCAUAGGAAACCCAAAGAAUUGCUUAAUUUACACCGUUGAGUUUAAAACUUUGGCCCCAAUAAAUUGAAAAGUUGGGACCAUGCCUUUUAAUUUGGACAUUUUUUCAACCCCCAUACAGCUAAGCCUCGUUACAGAAUUGAGGAAAAAUCUGAUAAUAAUGCCGCAUCUUUACCAUAAUAUCUAAAAAGGACCUCAUCUAUAUUCUCUUGCGUUUAAAACCUUCACCUAGGCAUCUUUCUGUUAAAUCCCUUGAUUAUAUCUAACAAACCCUAAUUCUAUAAAACUAGAAAGCAUAUAAAAUGUUUUUUUAUCAACUAUAAGUGAUACAAAUACAUAGAUAAUACAUAUGAAAAUAAAUAAAAAACAAAUAUUAUAAUGAAAAUAACUAGAAGGCAACAAUAGAUCAAUUGAAAUAAUUGUAGACACUUUUCCUUCAAAAAUCUAUAAAGUAUCAACUCUAAUAAUUUGUUUUGCGAGCUUUAAAUUUUCGUCGCAUCAGUAACACCAAUUUUAUUUGUUGUAUUACGUGGAGCUUAUCGUAGAUUAGAGUUAUAGAUAUUCUCCGGUAUAAAAUCAAGUGUAUGAGAAUAAAAAUGUGGGAUAAAAUGUUAUGGACUGACUGAUAAAUGAGUUUGAAUUCAACAGAGAGAUGGGCUUGUUUAUUCUCACCGAUCAAUUUAAUAGAGCUCGACCACGAUACGAGUUAUUAAUGGAUUCACACGACCGUUUAAGUUGGGUUUUUAAAAAGCGAGAUAGUCGGGCCUAAAAGGCCAUCUAACGGAAACUAAAACGGCGGCGUUUCAAAUAUGGCGGGAAAACGCACUUUGAGGCUUUUUUUUUUUUUUUGGCGCUGAAGUCCUUUAAAAAACAAAUUCAACAUUUUAUUAAAUUUCUAAUCGCCGCCGGGGAAGAAAAAUUCGCAGCUUCCACUGUUACCGGAGUCGAGAAUCCGUCUUCGAAGAUGAAAGGUCAGGAUCUCGAACUGGAGAAAGCUCGAUUGCUGAGCCUCGCCACCAGACUCGGAUUCGACGAAGAGUCCGCGAAGAAAUGCUUGGAUCGAUUCGUCGAUCUCUACGGUGAUGAUGGUCGAGAUUUCAUCACUGUUGCGUUAUGUGGGGACGAUUUUAUUGCGGCGUUGGCUGAUUUCGAGGAAGGAACUGAGGAAUGGGAUGACGUGCAGGCUUUAGAGACGGAAGCUCAGGGAACGUUGGGUGAGAUGUUUAAUAGAGGUAAUGCUAGUGAUAACGGAUUCGAGACUGAUGAUGGUGAGUCGAGUGUCCAAGUUCAUGUCAUUGAGGACUCUCCUGAGUCGAAGAAUAAACCUGACGUGAUGGAGCUGGAUUCUUCUAGUGAUUUUGAAGAUGAUGAUGAUGAUGAGGAUACGCAGUUCAAGGUUCCAAGGGGAGGUUCUAGAAGUCACUCUUUGAGAUCUAUGGAAUAUUCCAUGGAAGAUUCAGUUUCAACGAUUUCAGGCAGAAAACCUUCUGUACCUACAUCAGGCAAGGACCAUGAAACUCCAAGCUACGAAGAGUUGCAGGCGUUGGAUGAUCUGGAAUUCGCAAACUUGGUUAUUUUUGGGAACAAGGUGUUCCGGCCUCUGCAGCAUCAAGCAUGUAGAGCAUCUAUGGAAAAGAAGGAUUGCUUUGUUCUAAUGCCGACGGGAGGGGGAAAAAGUUUGUGUUACCAGCUUCCUGCAACACUGAAAGCUGGAGUUACCAUAGUUAUAUCUCCUCUCUUAUCGCUCAUCCAGGAUCAGAUAGUUGCGCUGAACCUCAAGUUCGGUGUACCAGCUACUUUUCUGAACUCUCAGCAAACAUCUUCCCAAGCAGCAAUUGUAUUACAAGAGCUCAGAAGUGAUAAUCCGUCAUGUAAACUCUUAUAUGUGACACCUGAGAAAAUCGCUGGAAGUUCAUCCUUUUUGGAGACGCUAAGAUGCUUAGAUCGCAAGGGCCUGCUGGCUGGUUUUGUGGUUGAUGAGGCUCAUUGCGUGAGCCAAUGGGGACAUGACUUCCGGCCAGACUACAGGGAACUGGGAUGUCUUAAACAGAACUUCCCCCGUGUUCCUGUGAUGGCUCUUACAGCCACGGCAACUGAAUCAGUCUGUCAGGACGUACUAAAAAGUCUGAGAAUCCCCAGGGCUCCGGUUCUCAAGAUGAGCUUUGACAGAACCAAUUUAAAGUACGAGGUGAUCAACAAGACCAAGGAGCCACUCAAACAGCUGCAAGAGCUGCUAAAAGACCGGUUCAAGGAUCAGUCUGGGAUUGUUUACUGUCUCUCCAAAAGCGAAUGUGUUGAUGUUGCCAAGUUUCUGAACGAGAAAUGCAAAGUGAAAACAGUUUAUUACCACGCUGGUAUGCCUGCGAAACAGAGAGUUGAUGUUCAGAGGAAAUGGCAAACAGGGGAGGUUCGUAUAGUUUGUGCGACCAUUGCAUUUGGGAUGGGGAUAGACAAAGCAGACGUGCGUUUCGUUAUACACAACACAUUGUCGAAGGCGAUAGAAAGCUACUACCAAGAGUCAGGCAGAGCAGGAAGGGACGGGCUUCAAGCGCAGUGCAUUUGCUUGUACCAGAAGAAAGAUUUUAGUAGAGUCGUCUGCAUGCUGCGUAAUGGACAAGGCAGAAACAUGGAUAGAUUCAAGUCAGCCAUGGCUCAGGCCAAGAAGAUGCAGCAAUACUGUGAGCUUAAGACAGAAUGCAGAAGACAGAUGUUACUAGACUACUUUGGAGAGUCAUUCGACCGAAGGAUUUGUAAAAGCAGUUUACAUCCGUGUGAUAACUGUGAAAAGAGCUGAAGUAAUCUUAGUCACAUCUUUGAUUACUUAACCUGUUAUGGAUGUAUAGUUUUGUUCAGUUGACCAUAGUGAUCUUUGCAUGCAUAAGCAUAAUCAAGUGCUUUGGAAGCAGCGUAGAAUGCUUGUUGGAAUGAGCUAUUUCUCAGAUACGCUUUAGCUCCCCCCAAGCUCUUUGGUCGCUAUGCCAUAACUAUUCGCACAUCGCUCAUAAGCGCUAAUCAAUUGCUUGUCAUUA